CUUCCUUUGGGCUCUGUCUCUCCGCCUGGGAAUAUCGCGUCACCUGGAGCAGCCACUCACACCUCCUGCGCCCUCACUCCUCCACAUCUAAACACGUUAGCAGCCGUCACUAACUUAUUGUUUCAAACCAGGCCAUCUCCUCCUCGGAUGUCUACACCCUCAAUAUCCCUGCUUCUCUUGUGCUUCAUACCUCUGUCAAGACCGCGAGACCACCACGUCGCUGCUUCGACUCUUUUGUGACCGUUUUCAUUCUUCUCCGACACUGCUUCUGCUGCAUCUGCACUAUCUGCUGCACGGUUGAAAGGUUGACCGCUGCCAGUGGGCAGUGCCAUCGGCAGCUACCAUGGCCGUUAGUGAAAAUGGGAAGCCUAUUGAAAAUGUCAAAGACAGGCCCAAUGGUCAUGCCAAUGGCUCUCUCGACCACACACAUACUGUGCCUGCAGUAACAAUUCCUAGUCGUACCAGAAAGAAGCCUCGUUCGAGUUGGUCAUCGUGGUUUUUAAACAACCUCGCCAGGUUGGCUGUCUGGUACGCCAUCCUGACUAUUGCUUUCCAAUGUCCCUCCUCGCCUCAAGAUCUCACGUCGACUUCACCACAAGUCUGCCGACCAUAUCUCGCCGCAAAGUCCUACCUCCAACCCCAUGUCCAACCUUACUACGAUGUCUAUGCCUCCCCAUAUGUUGAAAAGGCUCGGCCGUAUGCAGAUUUGGCAAACAGACGUCUGAUCCGCCCUGCCACAAAAAUUGGUCGUAUCAAUUACGACAAAUAUGCUGCCCCUCAACUUGAGUCGGCCAAACUUUAUGCUCUGGCCCAGUGGGACAAGUCUAUCGUCCCGCGACUUCACCUGGCACAGAAACAAGCAAAGGAGAUCUACCAGGCCAAAUUGGGACCUCAUGUCGACAAGGUUUCUGGCAUUAUUGCCCCAUACUACUCUACGGCACAGAAGACUACCCUCGAUGUGUAUCAGCAUCGCCUCCUCCCUGCCUUUGAGUACUCGCAACCUUGGAUUCAAAAAGGGUACAAUACUUCCAAAGCCUUCGUCCUUGAUACCGCCUACCCUUUCGGCCGUCAUGCAUGGUCCAACGCCGUCAUCUUCUUCGAUGGGACCCUUUGGCCAAUGCUCAAGGGUCUCUAUAUUGAUAACGUCAGGCCUCAGCUCGUUAUGAUCAGUGAACGGAUCGCCAAGUACCAGGAAAGUCGCAAACUCCAGGCUGCUGUCGAUGACAUUCCAUCUACGUCGGCUCCUGUAACUACAACAGCCUCCUCAGUCCCCACCGCCCCGGCGAGCUUGGAUGACGUCUAUGCCAUGUUUGACAAGGAAGAUGAUGAUUCCACUCUGACCACAACUUCGGAAGAGCCUGAACCAACCGUGCAGAAGCCGGUAAGACCACCUCCCGUAUAUGCCACCGAGGAACAAAUCUCGGAAGAUCUCCGGAAUUGGCAAAAGAAGUUCGCUGUUGCCGCCGACAAAGGCUCCGAUGAUUUGCGAGAAAAAGUCGAGGCCAUCGUCGCCAGCUUGGUCAAGAGCGAUAUCGAGGGACUCGGCCGGGGUUUGGCCAACGCCCUGGACAAAACAACUGUCAACGAAAUUGAAAACGUCAAGACUAAAAUCAAGUCUACCAUUGCUUCACUACCCGAUGAAGCCAAUGCUGAAGACAUCAAGUUGGCCGCAGAAGAAAUUCUAGGCGCCAUCCGUGCUUCUGGAGUCGAGAUCAAACAACGUGCCAGAAACGUGCGGGAUUGGGAACAGAAGUUUGAGAAGACGUUGAUCGAUCGUCUCCGCGCCGCCUCUAUCUCGACCCUCGAGGUCCUCGACGGCAUCAAAGAUGUCUCGCUUCAAGAGGUUGGCAUGCGCUGGGCGUGGAUGGAAGGCGUCACCUACAAACACUGGGAAAGAUUCCACGCAGUGAGAGUCAAGUUGGAUGAGUGGAGAAACGAGGUACAUAUUGUCGCAAUGCAGCACCCUGACGCCGAAGAGGCCAUCGCCACUGCACAACAGAUUCUUGAGGAGAGCAUGGCUGUCACCGAGGACGCUGCCAAAGAAUUGAUCAAGCUUAAGAGUGUUGCUCAGUGGAAGCUCAAGGAACGCGAUUCGACUGACGACUUUGACGCUCGCUCGGCCCCGGCAGAAGCCAUUACUGCCGCCUCAAGUUUGGCAGCAGAACUUCAAGGCGUCACCAGCGACGCUCUUGCCUCUGGCAGCUCUGCUUUGUCCGAAGCAAGUGAGUCUGUAUCCGAGAUCUUGUCAUCUGUCACAUCGUCUGCUCCUGCCAAUCCUCUUGAAGCUGCCGCUUCGGAAGCGAGCGAUUUCGCCCAACAGAUUCUCGAUUCCGCAUCUGCCGGUCUUGGCGUCGCAACUGAAGCCUCCGUUGAUGCUAUGCAAUCAGAUGCAAGCAACGUGGCGGAAGGUCUGUUGGCUUCAGCCUCCUCUUUCGUGUUGGGAACAAGUGAGGGUGAUGUCGAGUCUCUAACCUCGCAACUUGCUGCUGAUGCUACCGACGCAGCCGACGAAUUUGUCGAGUCCCUUCAAUCUGCGACCAAUAUUUUGGCGAGCUCCACCAACGCCCUUGCUGAAGAUGUUCCCUCUUCGGCAAGCAGCCUCAGUGCACAAGCCUCCGAAGUGAUCGAUGAUGUGGAGAGCUCCGCAUCCACUGUGGCAGAAUCUGCUUCUACAUCUGUCUCAAGCGUCUUUGCAGGCGCGAUGGCUCAAGAAGUCAAAGGAUCGAUACCAAUCCUGGAUGAUGUCUUUGAUGACAGUGAAGCAGCGACCUAUUCCGAAAAGUUACAAGAUAUUGUCAACGAAGCGGGGGACAGAUAUGCUGAUGUCACUCGCGCCGUGUCCGAGGCCAUCUAUGGCACAAAACAAGGAUCUGUGGAAAAAGUCACCUCUAUUGCGGGCGAACAGUACUCUAGUGCAUUAGCCGCAGCAUCGGGCAUUAUCUAUGGCGCCCCACAAGGUAGUGCCGAAAGCGCUGCAAGUGUAGCUGCUGAUGCUUACACAAGAGCCGUUGCCGCAGCAAGUUCUGUGGUUUAUGGUGCAGAACCCGCCAUCACAGAUUCGAUUUUAGCCCAAGCGAGCUCCAUCUUCAGUGAGGCGAUCAAACGUGCUGACGAGAAUUAUUCAGCUGCGAAAGCUGCAGCCGCAAGUCAGAUCUCUGGGCCACCCAGACCUAUCCAUGAACAAAUAUCUGCGUCAAUUGAAUCGGCUUACUCUGGCGCACGAGCUGCUGCAAGCAGUAGGCUCGAUGCGGCGGCGCUUGAGUACAGCUCCUUAAGCACAGCAGCAUCAAAGGCGUUGCCAACAACGAAUCCCCUCGACUCUGUUGCUGCAGUUGCUUCUUCAGCUCUGCAAGAAUCCCUCUCCAUGGCAUCUUUACAAUAUUCCAAGGCAAAAGAUGCUGUUGGCUAUACCACCGCUCCUGCGCACCAACGAUUUCUGCAAGAAGCCCGCAAGAAUUACUACGCUGCUGUGGGUCUGGCCCACGAACAAUAUACCGAGUUUGUCGCAGCUGCCUCGACUGCAGUUUACGGCGAGCCUCAGCCAGUCCUAAGCAGCAUUUCCAGUGCGGCGUCGGUCGGAAUCUAUGGAACACCACUUCCAGCAUAUCAGAGCUUGAUCAACGAAGCUGCAUCUCAGUAUUCUGCAGCCUCCUCUGUAGCAGCGUCAAAUCUUGCGUCCUUCAAAUCAUCGAUAGAUUCUGCCGCAGCACCAGCUCAAAGCAUUCUUGAAGAUGCGGAGAGGGUUUAUUCGGAUGCUGUGGAGGCCGCCUCUUCGUCAUUGUCUUUAGCAUCAUAUGCCGCGAGCACUGCGGUAUAUGGAGAACCAACUGGUGCAGUAGAAUCCCUUUCGAGCGUGGCAUCGGAGAAUUGGGAAUCACUUGUGGCCAAAGCUAGCUCACAGGUCUAUGGCGCACCCAAGCCAUUCUAUGAAAGUUUGGCAAGCCAGGCUGGUGAGGCUUCGGCCCAGGUGACGGAAUACGCCAAUGAUCAAUUCAUCAUCAUUCAGUCUUUUGUUUCGGAACUAAUAGUGGGCAAAGAACCAGAUUUCACCGAAUCAGCAUUGAGCCGACUGAGUUCAGCAUACUACACGGGCUAUGCACGUGUGGCUUCUUCGGCUUCUGUCUAUGCCAACGAGGCCUUUGACUCGGCCAGCUCAAUAGCAUCCUCGGUCUCAUCUGCUGCCUCCGCUUACUUCACCACACCACCAGAGGUGGAAUCAAUUUUGGAGUCGGUCAAUGAGCAACUUGGUGCGAUGGUUGAAGCUGCCAGCGCACAGUUGUACGGAACCUCCAAAGGUUAUUUCGAACAAGCGACCUCAGCUAUGGGAGAUACCUAUGAAACAGCAAGCUCUGCGGUUAGUGAAGGCAUCUACGGUACUCAAGUUGGAUAUGCCGAAGCAGCACAGAGUUCAUUUGCAGAUGUGGCUCAAUCCGCACAAGAUGCGAUUUCUUUGGCCAUCUAUGGCUCUUCGACUGGGGUGGUUGAGUCGAUGACUAGCGCUGCUGCUGACACAUUUGCAUCCGUGUCAUCUGUGGUGGGAGAGAAUGCAGCCGCAAUUACAUCGAUGGCUGGAGACCUUGGAGAUGAGGCGGCAAGUCUUGUAGACACAGCCAAGGCCAAAUUGAGCUCGGCGGUCUAUGGGCCGGAACAAGGCGCAGUGGAAAGCGCACAAUCGCGGAUCGCAGAAGCGGUGGAAAGUGCGAGAAGUGCCAUCGAGUCGAUUGCAAGCCAGGCAGGAGCCGGCGGUGCGGCGGUAGUGGAAGCGAUCAGCAGCAGUGUGGAUGAGGCAGCGAGUGCAAUCAGCAACUCGGUGAGCAGUGCCACCGAUUAUGUGAAGGAUGAAUUGUGAAGAGGGAAAAUGAAGAAAAGGAAAGAAAAUCGCUGAACUGGGUUAACGAGACUGAAAAGGUGAAUCCGGUUGGAUCAAGAAUUUGGCGAGAACGGACGAAGACGAAGAUGAAUUCUGCGCGUGGUAGUUACCAUGCUGCCGUUGUUUGACGUUGUCCAUACCUGAGGUACAUGAAGUCUAUUGCCACGAAGGGAAGCUGCUCGCCAUGGGAGAGAGAGAGAAUAGGUUUGGCGGGCUGAGUGGUAUGGCAUACUCAGUCGAGGCCUGGUUCGAGUUGAGUCGAGUGGAGUGGACUGUUGAUUCUGUACGUGUUCUGUCUGUGCAUGCGAAACAUGAUACCUAUUUCUUUUGUCCAAUAUGUUCUGGGCGGGAGUCUUUUUUAUGUACCUCGAUACUGUUAGUUAGUUAGAGGCAAUGAAAAUACUUGGCCUUG
Exophiala mesophila is the source of this 5282-nucleotide messenger RNA. RefSeq lists its product as uncharacterized. Bases 344 to 4849 code for a protein of 1501 amino acids. NCBI's taxonomy places the organism in Eukaryota, Fungi, Ascomycota, Eurotiomycetes, Chaetothyriales, Herpotrichiellaceae. The record is from RefSeq and is a predicted model, not a curated record. Gene Ontology annotation, biological process: protein transport. The transcript is spliced from 2 exons.